Cylindrotheca closterium is the source of this 999-nucleotide messenger RNA. NCBI's taxonomy places the organism in Eukaryota, Bacillariophyta, Bacillariophyceae, Bacillariales, Bacillariaceae. The record is from the annotation of a GenBank genome assembly.
AUGUUGCUACACCUUUUCAUUUAUUGCCUUUUCCAUGGCACUGAAGCACUGCAAGCCGCCGUGCAGUCCCCGGGUCUUCGAGAGUCUUCACCAUUGAAAUCAACGAGAACACAAACAAGAAACAAGCACCUUUUGGACGAAACUACCUUUAGGACCGACAACUGGAAGAGAGCCAAGCAGGACCUCAAGCGAAAAGACUGUUGUGUGGUAUCUAUUGAUAAUCUAGAUCCUCAGCUUAAGCUGCUGCAGCAUGAAAUUGCGGACAAUGGACCUUCUGAUGUGGAUUUGCGAGCCAGAAUACGAACGUCAAUGAUGUCAUCAUCUACGGAAUCAAUGGUCCAUGAGGAUUGCUUGCAAGUGCUGGAGUCAGUGUUGGGUCUCCAACCAAGUGAUUCUCCCAAGAAAUAUGAUAAGACUUCUUGCGCAGUAGCACUGCAAGAUUUAGCGAUUGGCAUGGCCUCCAUGGCCGAAGGAUCGUCGUUUCGAGAUGAAAAAGGAGAGAUUCGAGUCGAUGUCUUUUGCCGCAUCGUCUGCGCUUCCAACUAUCGGGCACGAGACCCUCCCUAUCAUACAGACAAGGCACCCUUUCGAGGAUAUGCCACAUUGCGUGGAGUCGGUACCGAGUACUUGAACCGUCCUUCGAGUCCAUUGGAGUACUUUCAGUUGCGUACCUUUGGCAACGAUGGACUCGAUGCCAGCACCAAGGAGACAGCACUUUGUAGUGCCGAAGAAGGUCAAUUCAUCGUCAUGAAGGGAGACUACUACUACGAUUUCGCGGACACGGAGCUUCGGAAGAAGGAGGCCUCGUCACUCUUGGACAGCCUAUGGGCCAGAUCCAGAGCUUGCGUGCACCGUUCACCACAGGGCAGUGGUCAGCGAAGAGUGAUCAUUUCAUUUGACUUGGACGAUGGAGACGAUGAUCGAGAAUGGUACCAGGCUGGGACCAAACGGGAAUGGCGGAAUGGAUUGACUCAACGAAAAUCAAGAUUGGUGGCUUGA